AGUUCGCUACUGGGUUGUCUUCCUCGCAAAACCCGACCCGGGAAAAGCACCACCCAAACCACCUUACUGCAAUUCGCCGGAAUCGGCAAUCGGAAUUCCUCCCAUCUCUUGCUAAUUGGGUAGCCAAAAAUGGUGGGUGGCUUGUUCGGCGAUCUCCCACCGCCGUCUUCCUCUACCGAGCAAGAUGAGAAGUCGGCCGCCGGUAGCGUUUGGUCCAGCAGCACCGCGAAGAUGGCCCCGUCCGCCCUCCGCAAACCCUUCGCCGCGCCCCAUACUGCUCUCCGACCUCAAACCCUACUCAAGCCCAAACCCCCCAAACCCGACCCCAAUCAGACAAAUGAGAAUACUAACCCUAAUCCUAAUUCCCAUCCGCCGGCAUCGUUCCAGCCGGCGUUGGUGGCCAUUACCAGCACCGUCCUUGACGAGUACGAUCCGGCCCGGCCUAAUGACUAUGAGGAGUACAGGAGGGAGAAGAAAAGGAAGCUGAUGGAGGCGGAGCUGAGGGAAAGGGAGAGGAGGGAGAUGGAGAGGGAGAAGGAAAAAGAGAAAGAGAGGGAGCGGGAGCGAGAGAGGGAAUUGAACCUCUCCGGCGAGGAGGCAUGGCGGCGAAGAGCUGCUAUGAGCGCCGGAGGUGGUGCUGCGCCAAGGUCACCAUCACCUCCUCCCGGAAAUGGAGAGUUCAAUAUUGGGGGAAGGUCUGACACUGCUGGAUUAGGGUUGGGAAUGGGAGCAGAAGGAAAGAUGACUAUGACGGCUGCACAGAGGAUGAUGGCAAAGAUGGGUUGGAAAGAAGGGCAGGGACUCGGCAAGCAAGAACAGGGCAUUACUACUCCCUUGAUGGCCAAGAAGACCGAUAAGAGAGGCGGGGUGAUUAUAGCUAGUGAGGAGGUUAAACAACCAGAAAAGAAGGUUAAGAGUGUCGUUUUCAAUAUGCCACCAACCCGAGUUGUACUGCUGAGGAACAUGGUGGGACCCGGUGAGGUGGACGACGAUCUAGAAGGAGAGGUGGCAGAAGAGUGUACGAAAUUCGGCACAGUGACACGCGUGCUUAUAUUUGAGAUAACCGAACCAAACUUCCCUCACGACGAAGCGGUCCGAAUAUUCAUCCAGUUUGAGCGAGCAGAGGAAGCAACGAAAGCUCUUAUUGAACUCGAUGGGCGUUUCUUUGGAGGUAGAAUUGUUCGUGCCGGCUUCUAUGAUGAAGAUCGGUUUGGCAAAAAUGAGUUGGCUCCUUUGCCUGGAGAAAUCCCUGGGUUUUGACAAAUCUCUACCAUAUAUGAUUCACCAGGUUUGCAAGCUUUUGAUGAAAUUCCAAUUUUUCUUUUUUGGCCAGUUCUUUGGUGUGGGGUUAUUGUACCAAAUGCUUGGCAACAAUGUGGCAUGAGCAAAAUUUUCUAAUUUCUUACCAAGUGUUUCAGUAAAAAAUGUACUCAAUAGGUUUUUAAAUUUAUAACUGUUUCAUUCGGAUAAACUGUGGAGAAUCUUUAGUAUGGUAGCCCUUAGCAACCAGAUGAUUCUUGUAAGGAGAGAUAGAUCCAUUUGUAUGGUGUUUGAUAUGGUAAACUCAUUUGCACCCAAUGGGUAUCGGGU
Messenger RNA from Cuscuta campestris, 1590 nucleotides. The record is from the annotation of a GenBank genome assembly. Lineage: Eukaryota; Viridiplantae; Streptophyta; Magnoliopsida; Solanales; Convolvulaceae.